Molecule: messenger RNA, 1694 nt
Organism: Bufo bufo (common toad)
Lineage: Eukaryota; Metazoa; Chordata; Amphibia; Anura; Bufonidae
Gene: CTSC
Product: cathepsin C
Exons: 7
Coding region: 36-1421 (461 amino acids)
Cellular component (GO): lysosome
Molecular function (GO): cysteine-type endopeptidase activity
Source: RefSeq, a predicted model, not a curated record
GCGCGUCUUCUCUUCCGUGGUCAGAGGGAAGGAAGAUGGAGAAGCUGUGCUCGCUGCUGGUGGUUGCGCUCCUGGCUGUCUGGAGCCGGCCUGGGGCCUCUGACACCCCGGCCAACUGCUCCUUCCCAGACCUGGAAGGCACCUGGGAGUUCCAAGUGAGCCCUAGUAAAGGAGGGCGCCACUGCCGGGAGAUUGACUGCUCCCAGCUGGGACCAGUGGAAAAGACUGUAAAGUUCACCAUCAAACAGCUUGACGUUGCCGAGGAUGGCUGGGGAAACGUUGGCUAUGCUACCAUCAUCUACAAUCAAGGCUUUGAAAUCGUAGUGAAUGGUUACAAGUGGUUUGCCUUCUUCAAGUAUGAGGAACAUGAAGGAAACGUCACCAGUUACUGUCAUGAGACCUUCCCUGGCUGGGUGCAUGAUGUGUUGGGGCGUAACUGGGCCUGCUUUGUCGGAAAGAAAGUAUCAUCCAGCUCGGGUGACAAAGUAAACCCUGCCCCUUUUCCGAAAGGAGGAUGGCUCUCGAGCACACCCUUCAAAAGCAACCUUGGACUAGUGCAACAGAUCAACUCUGUUCAGAAAUCGUGGACUGCAGGCGCCUACCUGGAACUGGAUGGACUGUCAAUGGAGGAUCUUCUGAGAAGGGCUGGCGGACGUAAAUCUAAAAUUCCAAGUAUUCCACCUCCAGCGCCUCUGCCCACUGACCAGAAGUAUCAAGGUCUCCCCGAUGCUUGGGACUGGCGUGAUGUUGACGGGUAUAGCUUCGUCAGCCCUGUUAGAAAUCAAGGUUCUUGUGGUAGCUGCUACUCCUUUGCAACCAUGGGAAUGCUGGAAUCCCGUAUCCGUGUUCAGACCAGACUUCAGCAGACUCCCGUCCUGAGUCCCCAACAGGUGGUCUCCUGCAGUAAUUACUCCCAAGGUUGUGAUGGAGGCUUCCCUUACCUGAUCUCCGGCAAGUACAUCCAAGACUUUGGCAUCGUAGAAGAGUCUGAUUUCCCGUACACCGCCAGUGACACUCCCUGUACCCUGAAGGACAGCUCCUACAGAUACUACUCCUCAGAAUAUCACUACGUGGGCGGCUUCUACGGAGGCUGCAACGAAGCCUACAUGAAAUUAGAAUUGAUUUUGGGGGGUCCUUUGGCCGUAGCCUUCGAAGUGUAUGAUGAUUUUAUGUAUUAUAAGGGAGGCAUCUACCACCACACCGGGCUACAAGAUAAAUUCAACCCGUUUCAGAUAACCAACCAUGCCGUCCUCUUAGUGGGGUACGGAGUAGACUCCAACAGCGGUGAAAAAUAUUGGAUUGUGAAGAACAGCUGGGGAGAGUCUUGGGGUGAGAAGGGUUACUUCAAGAUACGUAGGGGCACCAAUGAGUGCGCUAUCGAAAGUAUAGCUGUAGCUGCAACACCUAUUCCAAAAUUGUAGAGAGUCUGAGAGGGAAAUCCUCCUGUACGUAUAGAUUGAGGUGCGAUUGCUCAUUGCUGGAAAUACAAAAGUUUACCUUUGCAGCCAUACCGCCCGGCAGAUUUCUAAGUAAAUUUUGAUAUGUGGUCAUUAUUCUGCAUUUGUAUAGUGGAAGAGGAGUGUAUGGCUUUUGGCUAAUUCAUUAUACAGGGUUUCCCCUCCUUUCUGAUAUACAGCAGUUCUCUUUGGGGUAUUAUUGGGUAUAGACGGCUUUGCCGUCAACAGGGAAAAUCU